AUGUCAUCCGCUGGCCUCCCCUACGCCAUCCCGGCCAACUACGUGAUCCAGCUGGUGGAAGAAGGGCCGCUGGGCACAGCACCGGCACUCGCGGCGACGACGGCCGAUGCCUCCUCCUCCCUACACAGCCGGGAGCCGUUGCAGCCGCACGCGCAGCCGUCUCACUUCCAGUUCCCGCGGACGUCGCUGCACCAGGCCACGCUGCACUCGCACUUCCGCGGGCCCCACAAGCCAGGCAGCGUGCUGGCGCCCAAGGCUGCCAACGUGUGGGUGCCGGCCACGGAUAUCCGCGAGACCAUGCGCGCCUACCACAUCGAGAUCGAGACCCCCGGCGUCACGGACAAGAACGACAUCCUGGUCCAGUGGCUAAGCCCGCAUACUCUGCUGGUGCAGGGCGACAUCCGACGCCCCAGGAACAUCGGCCUGCUCGACCCCAACUUGGACCCGGCCGACCGGGUGUGGGAGGGCCAAGGGGACGGAUGGGCUCAAGAGUCGGGUCAUGCACGGCAACAAGACGAAGAUGACGGCGGCCCGCUCCAGCGCACCCUGUCGCGCGAAACCAUCGAGGCCCAGCUCAGGGCCGACGCCAUCCCCACUGUCCUUCUGGCCGAGCGGAAACUCGGCCCGUGGCGCCGCACCUUCACCUUGCCCGAGGACGUCGAGAUGAAGGAGCUCAAGGCCCGCCUCGAGGGCGGCCUGUUGCGCAUCGACCUGCCUAAACGCAGUGUCGAGGAGUACGACGAGUUGAAGGGCGGCGGCGUCCGGAUUGUUAUUGAAUAG
Capronia epimyces CBS 606.96 is the source of this 780-nucleotide messenger RNA. RefSeq lists its product as uncharacterized. The transcript has 2 exons. Gene Ontology annotation, biological process: response to salt stress; response to hydrogen peroxide; protein complex oligomerization. The record is from RefSeq and is a predicted model, not a curated record. The coding region runs from base 1 to 780 and encodes 259 amino acids. NCBI's taxonomy places the organism in Eukaryota, Fungi, Ascomycota, Eurotiomycetes, Chaetothyriales, Herpotrichiellaceae.